Messenger RNA from Corticium candelabrum, 763 nucleotides. RefSeq lists its product as uncharacterized. NCBI's taxonomy places the organism in Eukaryota, Metazoa, Porifera, Homoscleromorpha, Homosclerophorida, Plakinidae. The record is from RefSeq and is a predicted model, not a curated record. The transcript has a single exon. The coding region runs from base 1 to 705 and encodes 234 amino acids.
AUGGCUGUGGCAGACGACUCUAGUAUCGUGCCCAGCAUAGAUGAUCUUGACGGGCAACGGCGUCGUCCCAAUAUGGAGGGGAGCACUGUAACUGCGUUUACAGACGACGUGACUAUCCAAGACAAGCAGGACGUGCACGAUUCUCUUCUCCUCGCUCGACUCGCCGCAGCUAAAAAAUUUGACGUCGAAGAGAGGCCAAGGGAUUGGUACAAGGAGUUCUUGAAGGUGCUUGUUAACGUCGGCUGGAGGAUCAAACACAAACAAUUUCAAGAAAUCCUUCAACAUUCAUCUCGCCUGCCCUUCAAGGAUUUCGUCUCCAACACGACGUACGAAUCAGCCAGCGAAAACGAAAAGAAAGUCAUUAAAAAAUCAUUAGACGACGCUCUCUCGUCAGCUAAGAAAGUGGAGAAGUUUGAAGAUUCGAUCUCUGAUGGUAACAAGGGACACCUUGAAGUUGGCGUAGCAACUCGACAAUCCACCGUUGGACUCACUCUGCUCGUCAACGGAUAUUACUUCUCAAUGAAACCUCAACCUCUUCAUCAUGAUCGUCGUCGUUCUUUCCGGAUGCAAGUCAAUGUAUCUGAGAUGAAUCUCUAUGUGUCUACUACACAGCUGCAAUUGAACGAGACGGUCUACGGACAAGUGAGGCAAGACAUAAGAGAGAAAUUGGAAACACGAAAGUCUAAGAAAUCCGAGAAGAAGUAACUCAGAAUGUUUGCUUUUAAUUAAUGGAGAUUUCAAUGAGAAGUUUAGACGAGUUUAU